Penicillium diatomitis is the source of this 1293-nucleotide messenger RNA. RefSeq names its product glutamate 5-kinase. The transcript has 5 exons. Bases 1 to 1293 code for a protein of 430 amino acids. Gene Ontology annotation, molecular function: RNA binding; ATP binding; glutamate 5-kinase activity. Gene Ontology annotation, cellular component: cytosol; cytoplasm. The record is from RefSeq and is a predicted model, not a curated record. Lineage: Eukaryota; Fungi; Ascomycota; Eurotiomycetes; Eurotiales; Aspergillaceae.
AUGGCCAAGUCGGGUCUCACAAUCGUAAUCAAGUUGGGGACGAGCUCCAUCGUGGAUGAAAAAACUCACGAGCCAAUUCUUUCAAUCUUGACAUUGAUCGUCGAGACAGUCGCGAAAUUGCGCAAAGAUGGCCACCGUGUCGUGCUGGUCUCCUCAGGUGCUGUCGGUGUCGGCCUGAGACGAAUGGACUGGGACAAGCGGCCAACGCAUCUGCCUCGUAUACAGGCUCUCGCUGCUGUUGGUCAAUGCCGACUUAUGAGUCUUUGGGAUAAUUUAUUUUCGCAUCUACGAGUGCCUGUGGCUCAGAUCCUUCUGACAAGGAAUGAUAUUGCCGAUAGAACCCAAUAUAUCAGUGCCCAAAACACCUUUGAGCAACUAUUUGAAAUGGGCGUUGUGCCUAUUGUGAAUGAAAAUGAUACCCUUGCCGUUGCUGAAAUCAAAUUUGGCGACAACGAUACCCUCUCUGCAAUCGCCGCAGCCACCGUCAAGGCCGACUAUUUAUUCCUGAUGACGGACGUGGACUGCCUGUACACAUCAAAUCCCCGGACCAACCCCGACGCCCGCCCCAUCGAGGUCGUCUCCGAUAUCUCCACCCUAGAAGCCGACGUCUCAUCCGCAGGCUCCGCGCUGGGAACCGGCGGCAUGAGCACCAAGAUCGUCGCCGCGAAACUCGGCACCAGCGCCGGCGUAACGACAAUCAUCACGAAAAGCUCCAAACCAGGCAACGUCCACGAGAUCGUCAAGUACCUGCAGAAACUCCAAGAAACCAAUGGCCAACUGCCGGCCGAUCAUCCCUCCCCGCCCCUCCACACUCGGUUCCUCCCCUCCGAUACCCCAAUUCAGUCCGUGACCUUCUGGCUCCUGCAUGGCUUGACGCCCCACGGCACGCUAUAUAUUGACCAAGGCGCGUACGACGCGAUCUGUAACCACAAGGCUAGUCUGCUCCCUGCGGGCGUUGUCGGCGUCGAGGGUCACUUUGCGAAGCAAGAAGCCGUGCGUCUGGUGGUCGCGGAGAAGUUGCCGCCGGAUGCGCUGAAUGGCGAAUUCAAUCACCAUGCGCAAGAACCGCGGGAAGUUGGGCGCGCGUUGGUGAAUUACGGGUCGAUGGAAAUUGCCUUGAUUAAGGGCCACCGGAGCACACAUAUUGAGUCUUUACUGGGAUGGUCUGACAGUGAAUAUGUUGCGCUGCGAGAGAAUAUCUCUUUCCAUCCCCAGGAGAGUCAUCCUGUCACGCCACAGCUUACUCCUGCGUUGGAGGAGUGGAAAGUCUCCAAGUCACCCAACAGUGGAUAA